AUGGAGCAAGCUGGGCUCUCGGUGGAGCCUGGUCCUUUGAGCCACCUGGAAGCAGAGCACCAGCUGAAUUUUGACCCCAAUACCGACCACGAGGCCGAUGGUUUUGACUUUGGCCUCGAUGUGUCGUAUGACCAGGUCGAGCAGGACGUUGGUGGAUCUGACAUUGGCAAUGGGGACCACGUGAAUCUUGACGUUGAGAUUGGCUUUGAAGAUGAGGAAGGCCAGGCCGGUAAGGCGGGUCACGAACAAAAGUUUCAUGCCACCGAGGUGGCCCAGAUUUCUGGCCAAGACACCGAGGUCGAUGUCGAGGCUGGAGGGGAAUAUGAGGAUGAAAUUGGAUACGAGGAUGAUGAUCCCAAUGCCACCGACAUCCGUAUUGACUUGGAAACUCUAGAGCCUUCCGGAACCGAUAAUGGGCAGGAAACUGCUUUGGCGGAUGACGGGCAAGAGUCUAAUCAGUUGGCCGAAAACGCCCAGCCUGAGACAUUUAUUCAAGUGAAGGAUGAGGUUUCGCACCACACUGAACCCGAGGAUUAUGGUGAGGGCUUGAACCCACAAGAUGACUCGGGUGAUGUCGAUAAAGAGAAUCAGGCCAUUUCCGACAGCGGUCACGACGCUAUCGAUGAGGCAGCUCACGAGGAGUAUGUUGCGGAUCAGCACGACGAACCACAUUCGGCCAUGAGUGAUAUGGACAAAGCCGUCCAAGACCUUGCGCACUCGCUCGCCGGGAUUCCCAACGUGGCAGUUGUAUACAACGAAGAAACCUACUCUCUAUUCGGGGCCCCGGAUGACGAUCCAGACACUUACUUCCUAGAUGACAUAACACAGCUGGACAGCCCACUGUCGGAGUUCCUUUCCUGCCUCCGUCACGUUGUAGCUCACGAAAUGUCGCCCGCGGAUGAGCUGGUAAUCCGCAUCGACCCUCUUGGUCUCGAGUUCGGAGAGCGGUCAUCGGAGAAGUUUUUGACUCGCAGUUUCCGUGAAAUUCUUGACUGCCAUAGUGCGUUAGAAAAGCAGGACCCCGUUGUCCAGCUACUGGUCCGGCGGGACAGCGAAGAGCACUUCCUCGAACUCCUGUCCGUUGCCGGGCUCAUUGAUGAGUCUGAUUACUCGGAGGAUAUUGAGGCAUCCGAAAUGCACGGCGAACUGGCGGGAGCCAACCCGCCGACCGAGGGUCAAGAGCAACAUGAACCGUCUGAGGACGGAGACUCGGACGAGCAGUCUGCCGAGGAGCAGGAUACUCUUGAAACUGCAAAUGAUGGUGUCACUGCUGCACAAGCCUUUGAGGACAAGCGUGAUUCUGAGCUCGAAGCAGGCUCCGGUUAUGGAAAUGCGGCAGGAGAACAGAACGAUCAUCAAAUCGAGACCGAUCAAUUGGAUUCCUCCGGUGCCCCGCAGGACGACUUGGAAGAUGACUACCUUGCGACGCACUCUCACCUGAAUGAACAUGCUGAGGAGGGUGCAAAUGAAGAGCAAGGCUGGGUCAGCCAAGCGGUAGAGCCGCAAACGACAGCUGCGCAACACUCCGAGCUCCCGCUGGAGACAUCUGACAGAUCCCAUAGCGCGCAGACGGCUGGCGAUGAGUCUGGUGGAACUGCAAAUUUCGGUGCCGGAGAAGCAAUUGCCUCCCCUUCACAUGACGGGUAUGGACAGGAGACAGGCUCAAAUGGUAAAUACCUUUCAUCCUCUUCCCCGACAUAUCAUGAUUCCCCACACCAUGGAGAAGUUGCCGAGUUGCUUUCCCCUCAGGACGUUGAGAUCGAGGAUCUUUCCGUCGUCGAAAUGAACCAUGAGGAGACACCAAUCUCGGCGCUUGAGGCAAGCCAAGCAUCGGCACACACAUCCCAAUCGGUUGUUACAGGGACGCAGACUCUUUCCUUGGACGAUGAUUUCUUUACGAUUGACUACUCAGAUGAUGAUUACGAGGCCUGUCCUAUAUCCCAAUCAGCACACACAUCCCAACCUGCCAUUACACGGACGCGGGCCCUUUCCUUUGACGAUGACUUUUGGAAGAUUGAGUACUCGGAUGACGAAUACGACGCAUGUCCUGUAUCGUCAAUGACGAGUCAAGGUGCCCCUCAGGGUAGUUCCCGUUCUGGGCCCUCGUCAUCGUCGCGGCCUCCGGUUGUAGCUUCGGGAGUUGUAACGAACAGCAACCUGCAGGGCAAAAACCCAACCACUCUCACGCUUGCUGGCAAUUGUUCAGACUUCAACGUGGCUACUUUAUCUUACAAUGAUGCUGACAUGCUUCCCCAAGAAGAUAACUACCUCGAUCUCGCAUUCGAUGAAGAUCCUGGCCCGGAUCUGUCGUCGAUUCACGAACAGGAAGGGGAUGAACACGUUGAAUAUUCGAUUACGUACGACCGGAACGACAAUGAAAGCGCUGGUGCCGAAGUUGCAGUUAGCAUUGCUGAGUCGCAUAUUGCCGAGGAUGCCAGCGACUCUGCCAGUAACAAUUACCAGAACGUAACUCAUAUUGCUGCAGUCACGGAAACGGCAUCGAUUCAAACAAGCGCUACUUUCGACGGCGAUGAAAUUGACUAUGAAGAACAUGACACGGAGGACAACUCUCUCACGCUGGCAAAUGGCGAUGCAUUGCCACCAGUGACAGCUUCUGGGGGCGAAAAUGACGAAAUUGAUUGGGAGAACGACGAGGACGAUUACGAGCAGCCGGCGAUUGCAAAUGACCUCGAGGACGAUGAACGCAAAGACAUUACUUUGAGCCCAUCCAGCCUCGCUGGUAAACGAAGCAGGACUGACGAUGAGGAGAGUCUGGCCGAGGAGACCGGUACGCUGGGUUUCCCGCCUCUGAAGAAGUUGCGCGUGGACUGA
Messenger RNA from Canariomyces notabilis, 2832 nucleotides. RefSeq lists its product as uncharacterized. The record is from RefSeq and is a predicted model, not a curated record. The transcript has a single exon. The coding region runs from base 1 to 2832 and encodes 943 amino acids. Lineage: Eukaryota; Fungi; Ascomycota; Sordariomycetes; Sordariales; Chaetomiaceae.